UCUUGUGUGUUCAGUCUUUAGAUAACUCUGCGUGUGCUCGCUUGUUUAAUUUGAAUUUCGUUAGGUUAUCAUGACGAUCCCGAUCCUGUAUUAUGAUGAUCGCAGUCCACCGGUGCGAAGUUGUCUGAUGCUCAUCAAAAUGCUGAAUAUCAAUGUGGAGCUGCGCUUCGUGGACCUAUUCAAAGGGGCACAAUUCGAGAAAGACUUCUUGGCGCUAAAUCCGCAGCACAGCGUGCCGACGCUAGUGCAUGAUGAACUGCUGCUCACCGAUAGCCAUGUCAUACUCAUACAUCUUGUGGAACAGUUUGAUACAGAGGCCGGCAGACUGUGGCCCAAGGAUUACGCAGCCAGAAUGAAGGUGCUUAAUCGCUUGUUCUUCGAGUGCUCCUUUCUCUUUCGCCGUGACAGUGAUUUAAUGUCGGAAAUCGUGCGCAAGCAGUUCGCCAAUGUGGAUGUGGCCUACCACGAACGCAAGCUGUGCGAGGCAUAUGACAUUAUGGAGCGGUAUCUCGACGGGCAGACCUACAUGGCUGGCGAUCAGCUGACGCUCGCCGACAUAUCCAUUGUGAGCACACUGAGCACCGUGCAUCUCAUGUUUCCAGUGGCAGCGGCACGUUGGCCGCAACUGCAGCGCUGGUUUGCCACAAUGCAGCAAUUGGAUGCCUACGAAGUGAAUCGUCUUGGCGUGGAAAAACUGCGCGACAUCAUAGAAAAGCUGGGCAAGUUUCAGUUUCCCAACCGACAGCUCUGAUAGGACGAUGCAAGCUGAACUUUAUUUACAAAACGGUUGGAUCAAAACUGAAUCAUCAAAUAUUGCUCCAGGAAAUGGAGCUCAUAGACUUAAGCCAAAUUAACGAAACUAUUUAGGAGAGUUUGCUGCUGGUUGGAUACAAAAGAGAGUAGCAUUUGAAUCUUCGCCUAAAACCUAACUUAAUCUGGGUUUGAAACAGCUUCAUGUGACUUACUGGCUCGAAGCGUAAAAUGAAUCAUCAAACAAAUAUCAAAUUGUUAUUAUACUUCCUAUUAUUAACCCAUCUAUGUAACCCAGGGCAAUUAGACGCACUUGCUGUUUGCUUAAAGCCUAUUAUAUAAAGCCGCUAAUGUUGUUUCGUA
Molecule: messenger RNA, 1113 nt
Organism: Drosophila virilis
Lineage: Eukaryota; Metazoa; Arthropoda; Insecta; Diptera; Drosophilidae
Gene: GstE14
Product: Glutathione S transferase E14
Biological process (GO): glutathione metabolic process
Molecular function (GO): glutathione transferase activity
Source: RefSeq, a predicted model, not a curated record